CACUCUCACUGACCGCUCAUUCCUCUGGCCAGACCCACAGCCAUGGCCUCCUUGCUGGGCCUCCUCCUCCUCCUCGGCCUCUUGGCUUCCUCUUCUUCCUCCCAAGGGGUCCAGCCCCGAAGGCGGAUCCCGGACCCCCAGAAGCCGCCCAUCGAGAAGGUCGCCCUCCAGCCAGACUUCCACCCCGAACAGUUUGCAGGGACGUGGUUCCUGGUCGCGACGGCCUCCCGCUGUGCCUAUUUGUCCAAAAACCACUACCGCCUGGAGGCCACAAACGUGGUGGUGACCCUUGCGCCGGACGCAGCCUCCGGGGAGAAAGCCCUCCUCUUCAGCACCUUCCGCCCGCUGGAGGGCCACUGCUGGAACAUCACCCAAUGCUACUUCCCUGGAAAGACUCGCGGACGAUUCCAGAUCAAAGGUCGCGGCCUUCCUGUGGAGGUUGCCAUUGGGGAGACGGACUACAGCAGCUACGCUAUUCUCUUCCUCCAGAGAGCCAAGGGCUUGUCUGCAAAGCUCUAUGGACGUUCGGCCAAAGUGGGUCCGGCGGUCACGGCCACGUUUGAGCGCCGUGUGAGAGAGCUGGGCUUGGAUGAGACCGACCACGUCUUCUACUUCCCUUCCUACGGGUUCUGCCACACGGCCGACUCCUUCCACACCCUCGACGAGACCAAGUUCACCGGGACCCGCUGAAGCCCUCUUUCCUUCCUUGGGAGACAUAGUUCCGCACGGGACCCGAACGCAGAGCAAAAGCCCAGCAAAACAUUAAACUUUUUUUGGAUCCAAA
Anolis carolinensis (green anole) is the source of this 784-nucleotide messenger RNA. It is a transcript of the gene c8g, whose product is annotated as complement C8 gamma chain. Lineage: Eukaryota; Metazoa; Chordata; Lepidosauria; Squamata; Anolidae. Gene Ontology annotation, molecular function: complement binding. Gene Ontology annotation, cellular component: extracellular exosome; blood microparticle; membrane attack complex. The coding region runs from base 43 to 690 and encodes 215 amino acids. Gene Ontology annotation, biological process: complement activation. The transcript is spliced from 7 exons. The record is from RefSeq and is a predicted model, not a curated record.